UGGGGUUGAGGGAAGUUUUGAAAGAGUUUAUUCAAUUUAAAUGUUGUCUGCGUACUAGAAAUGGUGUUCAUGUUUGAGAUUUUUGUUAAUUUUUGUUUUGAAGAACUCAAGCCUGCCUAGCCAGUGCCACUGUUAUGAUGUCUAUUCGAGUGGUAGGGUACUUUAUGUUGUCCAUGUCUAUUCUAAGUCAAUUGCGCCAACUGAUUUAGACAUGUGUUUGUCAUGUGGAUGAGUUUGGUUUGUUUGUUCCGUUAAUUCUAAAAUAGGUAAGUUGGUGAUUUGAUGUAUAUCUUUUGCAGAAAGCAAAUCAUUUAAAAUUCGCUUUGAGGGCUGUCAUGCUGAAUGUUGUUGCCAACCAGUGGAAUAGUAGGGAUGAAUUCUGUAAUGGAUGAUAUGGCUUUGAUUCAGCAAAGUCAGAGACAUAAUUUGGUUGUGAGAGAACUUGGUGAGGAGAUUGAUUUAGAAAUUGGACCUGGGGAUGAUGACCCUUCGUUUGGUAAUGCUACUCUAAUUGGUGCACCAAUGCGGGAAUCUUCCGCAGAAGAACAUGGUGAGAGCAAGCAGAUGGGGAUGGUUUCUCAACUUUCUAAUGAUGCUCAAGAUAUGUCCAAGAACCAGCAAGUGAAAAGGAAGAAAAAGGUUGUUAAAAGAUGGAGAGAAGAAUGGGCGGACACCUAUAAAUGGGCUUUUGUAGAUAUGAAGGAUGGGACACCUAGGAUUUUCUGCUCUGUCUGCAGGGAGUAUGGGCGAAAGCAUAGAAGAAAUCCUUAUGGGAAUGAGGGCAGUCGUAAUAUGCAAAUGAGUGCUCUGGAAGAACACAAUAACAGUUUGCUUCACAAAGAGGCUCUUCGUCUUCAAAUGGCCUCCAAAGAUAAAAUUGUGGUUGACAAGCCUGUUUACGUAAAAGGAUCAAUACUUGAAGCUACACUAAAAAGGGAUCCUCAUGAGUUUGAAUUCAUUCAGGCAGUCCAGGAAGCAGUUCAAGCCCUUGAAAGAGUCAUAGCAAAAAAUUCUCGAUAUGUUAAUAUAAUGGAGCGCUUGUUGGAACCUGAACGAAUGAUUGUUUUUCGAGUAUCAUGGGUGGAUGAUAGGGGUGAGACACAUGUAAAUCGAGGCUUUAGGGUACAAUUUAACCAGUCGAUGGGUCCAUGUAGGGGAGGUAUUCGUUUUCAUCCAUCAAUGAAUUUAAGUAUUGCCAAGUUCCUUGGUUUUGAACAGACUUUAAAGAAUGCCUUAUCGCCAUACAAAUUAGGAGGAGCAGCUGGUGGAAGUGACUUUGAUCCAAAAGGAAAAAGUGAUAAUGAGAUUAUGCGAUUUUGCCAAAGUUUCAUGAGUGAGAUGUAUCGCUACCUAGGGCCUGACAAGGAUCUUCCAUCAGAGGAAAUGGGUGUUGGUACUCGAGAAAUGGGAUAUCUUUUUGGACAGUAUAGACGUCUCGCUGGUCAUUUUCAGGGAAGUUUUACAGGGCCAAGGAUCUUUUGGUCUGGCUCCAGUCUUCGACCUGAAGCUACUGGCUAUGGACUGGUUUUCUUUGCGCAGAUCAUGCUUGCUGACAUGAAUAAAGAACUUAAAGGAUUAAGAUGUGUUGUGAGCGGCUCUGGAAAGAUUGCAAUGCAUGUUUUGGAGAAGCUAAUUGCUUAUGGUGCACUUCCCAUUUCAGUAUCAGAUUCCAGAGGAUAUUUGGUUGAUGAGGAUGGAUUUGACUACAUGAAAAUAUCAUUUCUGAGAGACAUCAAAGCUCAGCAAAGAAGUUUGCGAGACUAUUCAAAAACCUAUGCUCGGUCCAAAUAUUAUGAUGAAGCAAAACCGUGGAGUGAAAGGUGUGAUGUUGCAUUUGCUUGUGCUUCACAUAAUGAAAUUGAUCAAUCUGAUGCCAUUAACUUGGUUAAUUCAGGUUGUCGUAUACUUGUAGAAGGUUCAAACAUGCCUUGUACCCCUGACGCAGUUCAGAUUUUCAGAAAAGCUAGUGUUCUCAUUGCUCCUGCAAUGGCUGCUGGUGCUGGAGGGGUUGUAGCUGGAGAACUUGAACUGAAUCAUGAAUGCAGUUUGAUGCACUGGUCACCGGAGGACUUUGAAUCUAAAUUGCAGGAAGCAAUGAAACAGACUUAUCAGAGAGCUAUAAAAGCUGCAACUGACUUUGGUUAUCAAAAAGAAAGCCCUGAGGCUCUGGUGCAUGGAGCAGUCAUAUCUGCCUUUCUAACCAUUGCCCAAGCCAUGACUGAUCAAGGUUCUAUAUAGAAGUUUAUAUAGCAAUGUUUUGAAUGCAUCCAAAUAUUGAUGUUUGCGAUUGGCACCAUGGUUGAAAAUCUCCAUUUACGGAAUAGUCCAAAGCAUUGUUGAUUCUAGUGUCAAGUUGUCAAUGAUAGGUGACACUAUUGCCAAAGCAUGUUUCCUUGUAAAAUAUGUAAUCAAAUGUAAGAAAAAUUAGACUUAGAAAAGAAUUUAGAGGACAAAUUUUAGUUUAACAACCAGAAAAUGCAUAUUUAUUAUUGCCAUGUGAAAGGAGAAAUUGUCCUUGGCUAUUUAAAUCCGGCUUGAGAAAUAUUUGGAUAUUGAAAUUGAAAUAAAAGCAGAGAGUUUGAAAAUUGAAA
Vigna umbellata (rice bean) is the source of this 2591-nucleotide messenger RNA. RefSeq lists its product as uncharacterized. The record is from RefSeq and is a predicted model, not a curated record. Lineage: Eukaryota; Viridiplantae; Streptophyta; Magnoliopsida; Fabales; Fabaceae. Gene Ontology annotation, cellular component: cytosol. Gene Ontology annotation, molecular function: L-glutamate dehydrogenase (NADP+) activity.